Messenger RNA from Macrosiphum euphorbiae (potato aphid), 243 nucleotides. Lineage: Eukaryota; Metazoa; Arthropoda; Insecta; Hemiptera; Aphididae. The record is from the annotation of a GenBank genome assembly.
AUGUUUUGUAUACAUGGCAAUGAACUCAUUGAAGAAAGUUCAUCUGUAAUGGAAGCGGCCUACGGUUGCCACUGGUACGAUGGAUCCGAAGAAGCUAAAACAUUCGUCCAAAUAGUGUGCCAACAGUGCCAAAAGCCUUUGAUUGUGUCUGGGGCGAAAUUUUUCAAUGUUUCAUUGGAUUUAUUUGCAUCAGUUCUAGGUGCUGUAGUAACAUACUUUAUGGUUUUGGUGCAGCUUAAAUAA